CAUUUGUCCUGCAUUCCUCAAGGAAGCUCGAUACAGGACAACAUCAAUCUCUCUGCGUAAAUCAGAGAUCUCUCCCCUUGGAAGAGCCUCGCGGCCAGGGCCAGCUUCUCGUCGAAGACGCUACAACUAACUAUAGCAACCCCCCCGCACCGUCUUUUGAGGGUAUUCCCACUGCUGACGCUACUCCCACGGAGUUCAAUCCCGACGAAGGCGCUGUCGAGUGCCUUCUCCAGGCCUCCACCUCCGACGACGGAGGUGUACAAGUACUUCGCAACUCGAAAGUCUGCACACGCUUCGCCACUCCUCCGCCCAUAGUCCUUGCUGCGCACGUCCAGAACGGCCAAAAGUGCUCGCCCCCGAAAAGAACUAUGGCCGCUGAGUAUGACGCGUUUUGCAAGGACGAUCCUGUUCACAAGGCCGCCGACCACGAGGAGAAGCUGUUAAGCGAGAGUGAUGCGGUUACUGUUGAGAUCACUGGCGAGGGAUUCAAGGAGCUCGUUCCUGGCGUAGACAUGGGCGAUGAACUGGUGUGUAGUGUAAAGGGCUUCGACACCAUCGAUUUCUCGCAACUCAGUAACAAGGCGGAAGACAUUCGAUACGAUCCUUUGUGUGCCGUAUUCAACUCUUUUGCAGAAGUCUCCGGCUGCAAGGGGUGUUUCAAGAUUACGGCCACACACUGCGAGACGAAAGAAAUCGACUUUCGCCCAGAUAUUGCGCUCUAUCCGGAUGAUGUACCCUUAGCGACGGAAGCAUAUCUCCGCGAGGUCACGAAAGAUAAUCCAAACGUCGCUCGGUGUGCCUGGGCGUGGAUGAUAAUGGCUCUUGAAGUCAAAUGCAAGGACGAAGAUGCAGGCUACGGCUUCGAGGUUGCAAUCACGGACGCCCACUCCCGAGCACGGAUUCCGCUCUUUCGAAACACCCCCAGGGGUCGUCAAUCGCGAGCUCAGUUCGUCAAAUACGCAUGCGAGAUUAUGCAACGACAACAUCGCACUCACGUGUACUCCAUAUAUAUAACCUCCUCAGCCGUCCGCUUCUUUCGUUUCGAUCGGGCAGGCUGUAUCGUCUCAGCUCCCAUAGAUCUCCGCUCUCAGUUCGCCCUCUUUCGUGACAUCACAUAUCGACUCCUCAACCUCUCGUCUAAAGAUCAGGGCUUCGACGACACCGUCAGCCUGGCGUCCCCUGAUCUCCUUCGAACCCUCCGCGCAUGUCGCCCCAAGGGCAAGCCUUAUCUGGAGCAACUCUAUCACGACCAUCUAACUCCGAACAAACAUUUGUAUCCUAUCUACCAGGUAACAUGUCCAGUCGUCUCCAUCGGCGACGCUGCACAGAUCGCGCCUGUUGACCAUGCUGGGAAUCCACUCCCUCCAGAGCAGAGGACGUACUUGAUUGGCAAGCCUGUCACCACGCGUUCGUCGCCUACCGGUCGGUGCACUCGGGGCUACAUGGCGUUUGAAGUUGAAAUGCGCCGCAUGGUUUUCCUGAAGGAUCAAUGGCGAGCCGCGCCUCGCAGACCCGAACUGGACGUGUACAGACGUCUACAUAGCCGCAUUCAGGAUGAAAGCUCUCGCAAGUAUAUUGCCACUCCCAUCGCCGGCGGAGAUAUCGAUGGCCAGCGCACAGACAGUCAGGACUUCAUGAACCAUCUGGAUAGCCGUCUUAGGCCCGUUGAACGUGUUCAUACUCGCCUCAUUACGAAGGAGAUUGGUCGGCCGCUGGAGACUUAUCACGGCUCCUACGAGCUAAUCAAAUUCGUGAGACAUGCUUUCACAGGUAUGCACCGCUACUGCCUCUCUCUCUCGGCCGGCUGA
This is a messenger RNA of Phanerochaete carnosa HHB-10118-sp, 1808 nucleotides long. RefSeq lists its product as uncharacterized. The record is from RefSeq and is a predicted model, not a curated record. The coding region runs from base 369 to 1808 and encodes 479 amino acids. NCBI's taxonomy places the organism in Eukaryota, Fungi, Basidiomycota, Agaricomycetes, Polyporales, Phanerochaetaceae. The transcript has 3 exons.